CGUCCCCUGAAAAUGUAGCUCUUCCUGCCAGGCCAGCCAGACUUUCGAAUUUAGCUCAAGAAAUAGCUUCACCGAAAGCAAGCAAAAUGAGAAUCAUGAUAAUUGCCACUCCGCCAGCAGCACUCCAAGGGCUCGCCUUCGGCUUUCCAGUGAGUUCUCCAGUAAGCAGAAAGUGGAAGGAGGAGGAGAAAUCAAGGAUUGACGUCAAGGUUUCCGCAGCAAAACCCGGAGGAUUCUCUCUCAACUCAAUUCUGAGCAAGUGCGGAACUUGUGAAGGCAAGCGUGCCAUUGAGUGUCCAGGAUGCAAGGGAACGGGGAAGAACAAAAAGAACGGCAACAUCUUUGAGCGUUGGAAGUGUUUUGAAUGUCAAGGGUUUGGACUCAAGGGUUGCCCCAGCUGUGGAGAUGGAGGGCUGACACCGGAGCAAAGGGGAGAAAGAUGAGAAGACAGACACAAAAAAUGCAGUGGAAGUGGCUGGUUCAUGAAAGCUAUACCAUUGUGUGUUCUUAUUGAUCUUAUUACUUGUAAAUGGAUCCUUCCAACUCUUCAUUCCAAUAAAUGUGCAAGCAAUGGAUCGAUAUUGGGGCCUAGAAAGUCUUCUAAUUCCCGUUUUCCCCUACUGUCUGUUACUUGUCAAGUUGACUCUGCUAACAUCUUCCUUGUCAAAUUCUGACUUGGUAUUAUAAUGUCCUAAUAAUAAACUUUCCUGUGUCUG
Linum trigynum is the source of this 716-nucleotide messenger RNA. The record is from the annotation of a GenBank genome assembly. Lineage: Eukaryota; Viridiplantae; Streptophyta; Magnoliopsida; Malpighiales; Linaceae.